Seminavis robusta is the source of this 1359-nucleotide messenger RNA. The record is from the annotation of a GenBank genome assembly. Lineage: Eukaryota; Bacillariophyta; Bacillariophyceae; Naviculales; Naviculaceae.
AUGAAGAUCUCGACCCGUGUCAUCCUGUCGCUGUUCCUCUUGGGUCCCACCCUGACGGUUGGAUUUUUGCCCGUUUCGCAAAGGGUAUCCAGACAACAACAUCACCAUUCCCCCAACACAAGAGUAUGGGCACUCCCCGAUUUGACCAACGAUGAAAUAUCUCGUUAUUCUCGUCAUUUGGUACUGGGGGAUGUCGGAAUGGAGGGACAAAAGGCAUUAAAAGCGGCCAGUGUGCUGGUGGUCGGUGCCGGUGGAUUGGGAUCUCCCUGUCUCCUCUACUUGGCGGCGGCCGGUGUGGGACACAUUGGCAUUGUCGAUGCCGAUGUCGUUGAUCACUCCAAUCUACAACGACAAAUCAUUCAUGGAACUUCGACCGUAGGAGUCUCCAAAUGUGAAUCGGCACGACAACGCAUUCUCGAUAUCAAUCCAUUGGUACAAGUGAGAAUGUACGAAGAAGAAUUCACUUCGCAAACGGCCAUGAGAAUCCUGCAAGAGGGAUUUUCCAACGAGCAAAACUACGAUAUCGUCAUUGACGGAAGCGACAACUUUCCCACCAAAUAUCUCAUUUCGGAUGCCUGCGAAAUUAUGGGAUUGCCAUGGGUCUAUUCCGCCAUUUUGGCCUUUGAAGGACAAUUGUCGUUUUUCAAUCUGGACAAUACCGGACCCACCUAUCGGGAUUUACUCCCCACGCCACCACCUCCGGGGGAUGUCCCCUCGUGUGCCGAAGGAGGAGUGUUGGGGGUCCUACCGGGUUCCAUGGGAUGUUUGCAAGCGACCGAAGCCAUCAAGUAUAUACUGGGACGCAAAGAAGGACUCCUCAGUGGCCGCGUACUGGUAUUUGAUGCCAUGGCCAUGAAGUUUAGUGAAAUAGGACUCCAACGAGCGGACGAUCGGGAACCCAUUACCGAAUUGAUUGAUUAUCAAGGAUUCUGUGCGGGACCCAAAGUUGCAACAGCCCCAACGAAAGAAGAAACAAAACAAGGAGGACGAACCAUGGACGAAGCCGAGGGCGAUAUUGCUACUACUGCGGCGUCAUCCUUUCAGAAUUUGGAACCCAAACAAUGCAUGGAAAAGUUGGUCAAUGGUUGGUCCCCGUGGGUUUUGGACGUUCGAUUACAAACGGAAAAUGAUAUUGUCGCACUUCCCUUUACGGACCGUGUCGCGCCCCAUCGGACCGUCCAAAUCACCGACAUUCCUGCCGAGGGUGAUGUACUGGUCUAUUGCAAAGCCGGGGUCAGAGGCAAAAAGGCCUGCCAUCGAUUGAUUGAACAAGGAGUAGAUGCCGAUCGACUCUACAAUAUGGAUGGAGGCAUCAUGAGAUGGCGAAAGGAAAUUGACAAUACCAUGCCGCAGUAUUGA